ACAAGUUGAACCGUCAUUUUUAAUCGUUUCGUUCUUCUAUUUACGGAUGUUUGGGUUUUCAGUGUUUUAAAUUCGACUUAAGUUGGCGAAUUUGGAUGAGGAAAUUUUUUGUUUACGAUUGUAACGCGACAAGCAAGUUAUUCAAAACUAGAUAGAUUAGUAGGAUGGCACCCACAUUCGACCAUUCAAGUAAAAUUUGAAGGGCGGUCGUGACGGAUGUGACAGAAUCUCACUGAUCAGCAGCCAUACUCUUCCUGAAUUUAAUGUGGUAAUUGGUGGGUGUACUCUCUCUCUCUCUCUCUCUCUCUCUCUAUGUGGAGUGAACAAAAGAGUGCAGAUCCAGAAUUCUAUCUUGAAGGAGAACUGCUAUGAAAUGAAAAAGAAAGAAUCAGUCAGAAAAGUGUACUGAUGCGAGCGGUUCGUUAAGACCAUUGAUUAUCAGCAGAUGAUUUGGUUGUAGUACUUCUUUCCUUUUUGGCUUUGCGGAAGUACUUACAGAUCAUUGUGAUGGGGAAGCGGUUAAAGGAUAUUAGUAUUUAAGAAAGAGCUAAAAUUAGUUGGAGGGGAAUUCCAUUACUCCUUUGGAUGUGGCUUAUAGGGUGGUUUAGCUCCCUAUCCUAAUUACUGAUUCCUCGUUCUUGGGUUAUAGCGUCAAAGCUGUAAACAAGCACCUUAGUUCUUGCAUCAGUCACUGCCAUCAUCAGUCAACAACAUCAUGAGCUCUAGGAAUGGUGUUGAGGAUGGUGGGAGUAGCAGUGAUCUAAAGAAGCCAUUCCUACAUACUGGGAGCUGGUAUAGAUUGAGCUCUACGCGGUUCAACAUGACGGAAGGCCUUAGCUCCUCUGCCAUCUUCAGGGAUCGAUCCAUUUCCGUCAUCCUGUGCACAAUGAUUGUGGCCUUGGGCCCAAUUCAAUAUGGCUUAACGUCGGGAUUCACGUCGCCUACUGAAUCUGCAAUCGUUAAAGAUCUUGGCUUGACAACCUCGGAGUUCUCCUUGUUUGGCUCGCUUUCGAACGUUGGUGCCAUGAUUGGGGCUAUGACAAGUGGUCAAAUUGCAGAGUAUGUUGGGCGUAAAGGGUCGCUCAUGAUCGCCUCAGUUCCUAACAUAAUUGGAUGGCUGGUCAUAUCCUUUGCCACUGAUUCGUCAUUCUUGUAUAUGGGUAGACUGCUGGAGGGAUUUGGAGUAGGAGUCAUAUCAUACUCUGUACCUGUAUACGUAGCUGAGAUAUCUCCACAGGAUAUGCGGGGUGCCCUUGGAUCUGUCUAUCAGUUAGGUAUCACUAGCGGCAUCCUGAUCGCUUAUCUUCUGGGUUUGUUUUUACGGUGGAGAACACUUGCAGUGCUAGGAAUCUUGCCCUGUACAUUAUUGAUUCCUGGUUUAUUCUUCAUCCCCGAAUCUCCUAGAUGGUUGGCAAAAAAGGGCUUCAUGGAAGAUUUUGAGCUUUCCUUGCAAGUUUUGCGUGGAUUUGAGACUGAUAUUUCCAUGGAAGUUAAUGAUAUAAAGAGAACUGUAGGUACAUCAAGCAGAACAGCCACUAUUAGAUUUGCUGAACUCAGGCGGAGAAAAUAUUCUAAGCCACUGAUGAUUGGUACUGGAUUGUUGAUGUUACAACAGUUAUGUGGAAUAAAUGGCAUCCUUUUCUACUCCACAAGCAUAUUUGAAACUGCUGGAAUUUCAUCUAGCAGUGUUGCAACUAUUGGAGUUGGAGCUAUCCAGGUCAUUAUGGCGGUUGUCGUAUUGUGGUUAGUGGACAGAACAGGCCGCAGAGUGCUGCUAAUAAUAUCUACUGUCGGGAUGACAGGAAGCCUGCUACUUGUGUCAGUUGCAUUUUAUGUGAAGGGAUAUAUUGCAGAAAGUUCAAGAUAUUAUAGUGCAAUGAGCAUUCUGUCUUUGGUUGGUCUCAUGGCAUUUGUUGUUUUCUUCUGCCUUGCCAUGGGGCCAAUUCCAUGGUUAAUAAUGUCUGAGAUUAUGCCAAUCAAUAUUAGGGGACUUGCUGGAAGCAUUGCAACAAUGGCCAACUGGCUUAUGGCAUGGAUAGUUACAAUGACUGCAGACCUACUCCUAAGUUGGAAUGCUGGAGUGACCUUUACUGCUUACAUGGUUAUCAGUGCCUUGAAUGUUCUGUUUGUGAUAUUUUUGGUGCCGGAGACAAAGGGACGAAGUCUGGAAGAAAUAGAGUCUUCAUUCAGAUAACAGUGUGAUUGGAGGAAUAUUAUUUUCUUUUGGAUGGCUUACCUAUUUUUUCAGUUUCCACAUAAUUGAAGCUGCCAGCUUCAAUCCGUAUUUGUGGCUUUAUCUUCAUCUUUGAAAUCAAUCCAUGCCAUUUCCUCUUUUAUGAGCUUUUUCAAUAAUCUUCUUGGUUUCUGUUUAUUCACUUUAUUGUGAACACUGCUGUAAUCUGUGCAAAUAGAUCCACAGCUUGUGUAUUUUCUCAUUA
Molecule: messenger RNA, 2438 nt
Organism: Nymphaea colorata (pocket water lily)
Lineage: Eukaryota; Viridiplantae; Streptophyta; Magnoliopsida; Nymphaeales; Nymphaeaceae
Product: sugar transporter ERD6-like 6
Exons: 19
Coding region: 716-2194 (492 amino acids)
Biological process (GO): carbohydrate transport; transmembrane transport
Cellular component (GO): membrane
Molecular function (GO): sugar transmembrane transporter activity
Source: RefSeq, a predicted model, not a curated record